CAGUCUUCCUUGAGUGACAGCUCUGUAGUCCAAUAGGAACGUGACGCCGAGGGUUUGCGCGAGACUGUGUGUGGGCUCGCCUCUCGCGAGAGCUCUGUGUUUGUGGGGGGUGAGCGAGUAGUAGCGGGUGACAGUGGGGGAGCCGGUGCUGCGCCGCGCCAUCCGCCCCCCUCCCCCAACCGCCAUGGCCUGGGCCGCCGCCGCCGCCUCCCCGGCGGACAAGGAAAGAUUCAUCUGCAUCUAUCCAGCAUACUUAAAUAACAAGAAGACAAUAGCAGAAGGAAGAAGAAUACCUAUGGACAAAGCCAUUGAAAAUCCCACAUCUACAGAAAUCCAAGAUGUAUGUGCAGCAAUUGGACUCAAUGUGCUUGUAGAGAAGAACAAGUUGUACCCUAGAGAGUGGAACCGUGAUGUGCAAUAUAGAGGCAGAGUACGAGUUCAACUCAAGCUGGAAGAUGGCAACCUAUGUUUACCUCAGUUUCCAACACGUGAGUGCAGUAGUGAGGGGGUAUGUGCAGUGAGAAAACUUGGGUAACAAUAUAUUUUUACCUAUUUAGAAAAAGUUAGGGUCUGUUGCCAUAAUGUCAGGCUGUGUUUGUCUCCCAUGCUAAUGUUAUUGUGACCAGUCUGUUAAAACAUUAAUAGAGAACUUUGUCGUUAGGCAUUUUAGUUCCUACCAUUUGAAACAUUUGGCCACUAUAAGCCAUAUAAACUGGUAGCUAAAUGAGAUGAGCCAGAGCCUGUUAGUGAGGAAGUGAUUCGGUUUUAGGGUACGAUCGUCAGUCCAGUUUUUCCUUAGAUGGUGCUUCAUUCUCAUUUUAAAAAUUGGGAAUUGAACAUUCUUUUGGGCACACUGUGUGACCACUGUCUCCAACAAAGCAGUAGUGCUACUUUAGUGUACUGUGUUGUGGUAGACGGUUUCGCUCCCAAAAAAAAAAAAAAUUCUGCUUUAAAACUACUGUAUUUCACUUAGUUUUUUCUUGUGUAAACUGUUGUCAUACCUCAGUUAAAUUUCAGUGCAGUUGAUAAACUGAUGUAGUAAUCCUGUUUGAUAUUGCAGUUUUCUGCCUAAAAUGCUCAUAGGAAAUCUAAAAUACUAACUGGCCUAACUAAAGAAGCUUUGUUAAUAUUGACAGGUAAGUGAGGAAUUAGUGUGCAGAAAGAAUAGGGGGCAAAGACUAAUCUACAGAAAGAGAGAAUGGAAGUGCUGGAAACUAGAAAGUGCCAUUGAUGGUGUGAUGGCUUCAUAAUCUCCACUGAUCAGAAGGGGAAGAUAGAGCCAUGGAGUCUUCUGGUGGGAGCAAAUAGUUGGGUCAGGAUCUUGCUCCCCUGUAGCAUGUUUUGGUUGUCCAUCCACUUGUCCUUUUGAGGUCCACACUAGCCCCAGAUAGUUACAAUAUUAGUAUGCCAAGUCUAUAUAAACGGAAGGCAAUGUGGUGGCUUUUUGGAGGCUUGGUCUUUCCCUGCACUUUUACCUUUUAAGGCAAGUAACUGCUAGGGGAAAGUAAGGGGCAGCGGGGGCUGUGCCUCAUUGUCUGUCUGUGCAAGCUAGUCAGCGGUUAUCAAACUGUGGGUCAGGACCCCAUUUUAAUGGAGUUGCCAGGAUUGGCAUUAGACUUGCUGGGGCCAAAGCCAGAGCCCUGCCACCCAGGGCUGAAGCCCAAGGGCUUCCACCCUAGGUGGUAGGGCUCAGGUCCUCUGGCUGUGGCUAAAGCCCUUGGGUUUCUGGUUUGGGCCAUGCCCUUUUAGCUUUGGCUCCCAUGGGGGACGGUGAAGUUUGGGAAGGCUCAGGCUUCAGUCCCCCCUCCUGGGGUCGUGUAGUAACUUUUCUUGUCAGAAGGGGGUCACAAUGCAAUGAAGUUUGAGAACCCUUGAGCUAGAUCAUAAUCUGAUUAAUAAAAAGCAACUCAAUUCCUUGAUUAGGUCCCAAAUUACUGUGACACUUCUCUAGGCUUGCUCUGGAUUCUCUUAGUUCUAAUGAUUCAGUUUAAAACUGUUCUGCAAGUUCCCCCAGUAAGCACUGAGUGCUUACUUCCAGAGAGCACCUAGUAUCCCAUGGAUACAGGGGAAAGAAGCAGAGCUUGGGACUUCGUAUCCGACUUGACAGGGGUUCCAGGUAGGCCCGAACAUUAGCUAGGGAUUCUAAUGUUCAAAGUGUUACAAAUAUUAACCCUUGCCUUUGAUUUCUAGGUAAAUCAGUGAUGCUGUAUGCAGCAGAAACAAUUCCAAAACUGAAAACAAGGACACAAAAAAUGGGAGGUAGUGAC
Molecule: messenger RNA, 2267 nt
Organism: Dermochelys coriacea (leatherback sea turtle)
Lineage: Eukaryota; Metazoa; Chordata; Testudines; Dermochelyidae
Gene: SRP19
Product: signal recognition particle 19
Exons: 5
Coding region: 185-535 (116 amino acids)
Biological process (GO): SRP-dependent cotranslational protein targeting to membrane, signal sequence recognition; SRP-dependent cotranslational protein targeting to membrane
Cellular component (GO): signal recognition particle, endoplasmic reticulum targeting
Molecular function (GO): 7S RNA binding
Source: RefSeq, a predicted model, not a curated record